GGGACACUUCAGACCUGUCAAAGGGUUGGAGGCAAAAAAGGACUGCAGACGCGCCGUCCAAAUACACUUCGCUCGCACCGCAUUUGCAGCGAAUAGAAUUGACUGGUGAGUGGUUCAACGAAGCUGCACGGCAUCGCAUCUCUGCAUCUCUGCAUCCGUGUCUCCUGUAGCUGUGGCUCGUUGAGGCGCAGUUGGCCGUGAGAGUGAAGUCCUUUGUUCGGUUGGCGACCUUCAAAUACCUGUCUGUACCUUGAACUCCUCUCCACUACCAAGCGAUUGGAACUAAAUCUGCCUCUCCGCGCCACGACCUCCACCUCCUUCGCUCCCCUUUUGUUCAGCAGUGCAGAUCAUUUGUGCCGAGAAUCUCACGACGUCCUUCUCCUUUUCAUUCUUUCAAAAUCAUCUGUCGUCCAUCUCAAUCAUCCAGAUCCAUCUUCUCCUGCUUCAUUCAUUCAUUCUUGCAGGGUUGCUUUGUUGUGACGUCGUUUGUUGAUGCACAGCGAUUCAUAACACUCCUCAUAUUGAAUCCACCACAAGUACCAUCUUCUACGUCCCAACAUCCCCCUUUCACACCGAACACUCGUUAUCGGAGAACAGAUAACACGCCAGCACCAUGGCAUACCCGGGCGGCGGUAAUGGAGGGUACCAAGGAGAGCAGUUGCAAGAUCUCCCCCCUGUGGGCAGUUACCACAGACCACCUCAAGACGACGAAGAUGGAGCCCAGCCUCUUCUUCACUCACAACCAGCCGGUGGUCCCUUUGCGAGCCCCUACGAUAGCCAGUCGAAUACUCUGCGAACUGGAACACCGCCUGUCAGACCAGUCUCUGCAUACAGUCUGACUGAAUCGUACGCCGACCCUGCAGCAGGUCCGCCUCGCGCCCCAUACUCGAAUAGCGAAUAUGGAGGAAGCACAACUACAUACGGGCACACGCUCGAGGACAACGCAUAUCCCAGAUCCGAGUCCCCAUACUCCAGAGCCGACACAAAUUCCACGGAGGCUUGGAGACAGCGACAAGCUCCAGUUCCCGGUGGACCAGGUGGAGGCUUAAAGCGAUAUGCAACGAGAAAAGUCAAGCUUGUAGGAGGCACUGUUUUGAGUGUUGACCAUCCAGUGCCGUCCGCCAUCAAGAAUGCUGUGCAGCUGAAGUACAGGCAGGAAGCCGAUGCUGCGAGUAGCGAAGAGUUCAAUACUAUGCGAUACACAGCUGCUACCUGUGACCCCGAUGAGUUUACCCUCAAAAAUGGCUACAAUCUUAGACCAGCGAUGUACAACCGCCACACCGAGUUGCUCAUUGCAGUCACGUACUAUAACGAAGACAAGCAAUUGACAGCCCGUACACUGCACGGUGUCAUGCAGAAUAUUCGCGAUAUUGUCAACCUCAAGAAGUCCGAUUUCUGGAACGUUGGUGGCCCAGCGUGGCAGAAGAUUGUGGUCUGCCUUGUUUUCGACGGUAUCGACCCCUGCGACAAGGAUACUCUGGAUAUCCUGGCAACGAUCGGUGUCUACCAGGAUGGUGUCAUGAAGAAGGAUGUCGAUGGAAAGGAGACAGUUGCCCACAUUUUUGAGUACACCACGCAAUUGUCGGUCACUGCAAACCAACAGCUUAUUCGACCUUCCGAUGAUAGCACCAGCACCCUUCCUCCUGUGCAGAUGAUGUUCUGUUUGAAGCAAAAGAACACCAAGAAGAUCAACUCUCACAGAUGGCUUUUCAACGCUUUUGGUCGCCUUCUCAACCCUGAAGUCUGUAUUCUUCUAGAUGCUGGAACCAAGCCUGGACCCAAAUCUCUUCUUUCUCUCUGGGAAGGUUUCUACAAUGACAAAGAUUUGGGAGGAGCAUGCGGUGAAAUCCAUGCUAUGUUGGGUAAAGGCGGUCGGAAGUUAUUGAACCCUUUGGUUGCAGCGCAAAAUUUCGAGUACAAGAUCUCCAACAUUUUGGACAAACCUUUGGAGAGUUCCUUCGGAUAUGUCAGUGUGUUGCCAGGUGCUUUCUCAGCAUACCGUUUCCGAGCUAUUAUGGGACGACCUCUAGAGCAAUACUUCCAUGGUGACCACACGCUUUCCAAAAAGUAUGGUAAGAAGGGUAUUGAGGGAAUGAACAUCUUCAAGAAGAACAUGUUCUUGGCCGAGGACAGAAUUUUGUGCUUCGAGCUGGUUGCUAAAGCUGGAUCGAAAUGGCAUUUGACGUACAUCAAAGCCGCCAAGGGAGAAACCGAUGUUCCUGAAGGAGCUGCUGAGUUCAUUGGACAGCGUCGAAGAUGGCUUAACGGCUCCUUCGCUGCUAGUAUGUAUUCGAUUAUGCAUUUCGGCAGAAUGUACAAGAGUGGUCACAACCUUGUCCGCAUGUUCUUCCUCCAUAUCCAACUGAUCUACAAUAUGUUCACCGUUUUCUUGUCUUGGUUCAUGUUGGCAUCUUUCUGGCUCACUACGACUGUUAUUAUGGACCUUGUGGGAAAUCCAACGCCAGCCUCUGACACAGCUGCUGAACAUCACGGCUGGCCAUUUGGCGACACGGCAACACCCAUUAUCAACACUAUUCUGAAAUACCUUUACCUGGCUUUCCUCCUUGUCCAGUUCAUUCUGGCACUUGGUAACAGACCAAAGGGUUCCAAAGUCACUUACAUGCUAUCUUUCAUCGUUUUCGGUGUCAUCAACGCAUACUUGAUCGUUCUGUCAAUGUAUCUGGCUAUCCGCGGUAUCUCUGGCUCAUCAUUUGACACCGACAGCGUGGAUGAUUUCUUCAAGAGUUUCUUUGGAGACAGUGAUGGUGGCGGUGGUAUCAUCAUCAUCGCCCUGCUGGCUACCUUCGGUCUUUACUUCGUCGCCUCGUUCAUGUACCUGGAUCCUUGGCACAUGUUUACCUCUUUCGGCCAGUACUUACUCCUCAUGUCUUCCUACAUCAAUGUUCUCAUGGUCUACGCCUUCAGCAACUGGCAUGAUGUUUCUUGGGGUACCAAGGGUUCCGACAAGGCCGAUGCUCUCCCAUCUGCGACCACCAAGAAGGAAGACGGAAAGGGAGCAGUUGUGGAGGAAAUCGACAGACCACAAGAGGACAUCGACAGCCAAUUCGAGGCCACCGUCAAGCGCGCUCUGAAGCCCUUCAUUGCCGUGGAAGAGGUCGAAGAGAAGACCCUCGAGGACUCCUACAAGUCUUUCAGAACGAAGCUUUUGAUCUGCUGGAUCUUCUCAAAUGCUCUGUUGGCUGUCGUCAUUACCAGUGAUAGCGUCAACAAGUUCGGUUUCGGAGUACGUAAGCCCAGUUUCUCCCCAUUGCAAAUUUAAUUGUACUAACAUACCUCACAGAGCCACGACGCAGCCGACCGCACCCAGAAGUUCUUCACUAUCCUCCUGUAUGCCACUGCCGUUCUGGCAUGCGUCCGGUUCAUCGGAUGCAUGUGGUUCUUAGGUCGCUCGGGUAUCAUGUGCUGCUUCACCAGACGCUAGAUAGAUCGAUAUGUUUGGUAUUAGCACCUAACGAAAGGACUGAAGGGAUGGAAGGAAGGAAAGCGCUUCUUGUAAUACCAUCUUCAGCAUGUAUGUCCAAUAUUGGCUGCCUGGCGUUUUUUCCCCCGUUGUUUUUAGUCUAUUCCUAGAGAGAUGUAAACGUGUGGAAAGUGUGGAAGGACCAUAUGGUGUGAGAGAUGAGAUGAGAUGAGAUGCGGAGAUACCUAAAAAUUCAUUUGGCUUUUCUAGGCUUUCAUUUUCAUCCGCCUUCUCUUGUAUUGUUGCCUCUUCUGUGGGUCAGUCUUUGCUGAAUGAGUGGCUGAUGGACGAAAGGGCUGUAUUUAUGUCUCUAUAUGCUUUUUGCAUUGUUUUUUCAGCUGAGUUGUGUUGCCUAUCUGGUUGGCGCCAGCUGGGCUAAAAUUGAAUACCCUUCGUUAUUACUUAAGUUCUGCAAGACUAUGUUGUCUA
This is a messenger RNA of Cadophora gregata, 3910 nucleotides long. RefSeq names its product Chitin synthase, class 2. Gene Ontology annotation, cellular component: cell septum; cell periphery. Gene Ontology annotation, molecular function: chitin synthase activity. The record is from RefSeq and is a predicted model, not a curated record. NCBI's taxonomy places the organism in Eukaryota, Fungi, Ascomycota, Leotiomycetes, Helotiales, Ploettnerulaceae. The transcript has 3 exons. Bases 614 to 3280 code for a protein of 888 amino acids.